Scleropages formosus (Asian bonytongue) is the source of this 1905-nucleotide messenger RNA. It is a transcript of the gene clk4b, whose product is annotated as CDC-like kinase 4b. Gene Ontology annotation, biological process: peptidyl-tyrosine phosphorylation; regulation of RNA splicing. The transcript is spliced from 13 exons. Gene Ontology annotation, cellular component: nucleus. Gene Ontology annotation, molecular function: protein serine/threonine kinase activity; protein tyrosine kinase activity; ATP binding. Bases 138 to 1604 code for a protein of 488 amino acids. NCBI's taxonomy places the organism in Eukaryota, Metazoa, Chordata, Actinopteri, Osteoglossiformes, Osteoglossidae. The record is from RefSeq and is a predicted model, not a curated record.
GUGUUGUUCUGAGAAAGUUCUAGAACGGUCGCCAUUUUAAUGUUGUUUGCUGGUUAAAACAAAGACGGCGCUUCUGUUAAAGUCGCCUGUAAUCAGGAAUUUCACGCGCUUGAACAUUUUGGUGGACGCUAGAGCAGAUGAGGCAGUCUAAGCGCAUGCGCACUCCGAGGGACUGGCUAGACGAGUACGACUGGGAGGAGCGGAUGGAGAGUCGCAAGCGGCGGAAGCGGGAGUCCCACAGCAGCGAGAGGGAAAACAAAUCCCGCAGGCACCACCGCCAUUACAGGGAUUAUGAAAGGCAUUAUCUGGAAUCACGAACUCUUAAUGAGAAGGUGGAUGGCAGGGAGCAUAGAGUACGAGAUUUAAGUGAUGACCCUGGAUAUGAGGACAAAGGUCGAGGGGCACUGUGCAAUCCACGUGAGAAAGACAGAGACUGGCACCAUUACAGCAAGUCCUCGGGCUGCAGUCGGCGCAGCAGUCAUGGACGCCACCGUGGGCGCCGACAGAGCCCCUCACAGCAUCACUCUUACUCGAGGAGUCAUCGCAGGAAAAGAUCCAGGAGUUUUGAGGAUGAUGAGGAGGGUCAUCUGAUCUGUCACAGUGGACACGUGCUAAGAGAACGAUAUGAGAUUGUAUGCUCUUUAGGAGAGGGGGCCUUUGGAAAAGUAGUGGAGUGCAUCGAUCAUGCAAAAGGGGGUGCACGAGUUGCACUGAAGAUAAUUAAAAAUAUUGAUCGAUAUCGAGAAGCAGCUUUGUCUGAGGUUGAGGUUUUGGAACAACUAAAUUCUCUUGACUCUGAAAGGAGAUAUGCUUGUGUGCAGAUGUUGGACUGGUUUGACCAUCAUGGACACAUCUGUAUUGUUUUUGAGCUGCUUGGUCUGAGCACUUAUGACUUCCUGAAGGAAAACAGCUUCUUGCCUUUCUCUGUGGACCAAAUCAGACACAUGGCCUACCAGAUAAUUAGAGCUGUACGAUUUCUCCAUCGGAACAAGUUAACUCACACUGACCUGAAACCAGAGAAUAUUCUCUUUGUGAAUUCUGACUAUACUAUGGAAUACAAUGCCAAAAUGAAACGGGAUGAGAGGACAUUGAAAUUCACAGAUGUGAAAGUGGUGGAUUUUGGCAAUGCCACAUAUGACCAUGAACAUCACACAUCUGUAGUGUCAACUAGGCAUUACAGAGCACCUGAGGUCAUUCUUGAACUAGGAUGGAACCAAACUUGUGACAUCUGGAGUCUGGGCUGCAUUCUGAUUGAGUAUUACCUGGGGUUAACACUCUUUCAGACACAUGACAGUAAAGAACACUUGGCCAUGAUGGAGAGAGUUUUGGGUCCCAUACCUACUCACCUGCUACAAAAAACCAGGAAGCGACGAUAUGUACAUAAUGAACGCCUCGAUUGGGAUGAGCACAGUUCAGCGGGUAGAUAUGUGAGGAAGCACUGCAAACCUCUCCGGCAAUACAUGACCUCCAAGAGCUCUGACGAUGAGCAGCUGUUUGACCUGAUUGAAAAGAUGCUGGAGUACAAUGUAUCAAAGAGAAUCACACUGGAAGAAGCAAUCAAGCACCCGUUUUUUGACCCUCUUAAGAAGGGGAGGAGAAAGUGACCAUCCAACAGUCUAUUACCUUCAGUGUAUUCUCCAGGGGAGAUUUCUACAGACUGUAUCAGUCCACCCAUAGUUCAGUGUUCUGCUAGUAUGUGUUAAUUUAUUGUGUAGUGUGUUCAUGGAGAGCAGUUAAUCAGUAUGUUUUAAUUUACUGUUCUUGUUGCUUUUAAAAUGAUACGGUUUAUACCUCAAUCACAGAUGUGUACAGUAUGUACAGUUCAUUAACUUUCAGUUAUACGUGUUUUGUAUAGUUGAGUUGACAUGUAAGACUGAUCUGAAUAAACCGAACAUUUAACGGCGA